Messenger RNA from Malaclemys terrapin pileata, 3119 nucleotides. RefSeq lists its product as uncharacterized. Lineage: Eukaryota; Metazoa; Chordata; Testudines; Emydidae. The transcript has 3 exons. The coding region runs from base 2188 to 2967 and encodes 259 amino acids. The record is from RefSeq and is a predicted model, not a curated record.
UCGGAGAAGGUCCUUGCUUUGCCACCUGGUUUGAUCAGCUAGGGGUCUUUGGGGGGCCCUCUCCCCGCUCUCGUUUGUUUUUGAGUGUACCCCCGUUUUGAACUCCCCUCCCACGAACAACAAAAUUUGUGCCUGGAGAUCUCCUGAUUAUUGUAAGUGAAUCGAGUCCUCUCUGAUCAUCCUCCGAUGCUACUGCCGUUCCUGUCUCUGUGCAUGCUGCUGUCCUGGGGAUUGAUUUUGCUGUUUCAAUGGCUGGGAAGAAGUAGUUCCAUAUACUCCAGUUUGGUCUUUUGGAUCCUGACUGUAGAUGGUUUGCACUAGUAAAGGCCUAAUUCUGAUCUCACUUGCACCAAUACAAAUUAGGGAUAAUUCAGCUGAAGUCAAUAGAGUUAUAACAGCAUCAACUUAGUUUGAUAGCAGAAUCAGGACCUUGGCUGCUUUCUUUGCUUUUAGGAUACUUGAGACUAUAGCUUCCAGAGAAUAGAGGCCAGAAGCUCUUUUUCUCUCUUUGUAUUUUCAGGAUGCAAAUCACCUUAUGCCCCUUGCACUGUGACCACAGAUGAGAACAGUGUAUUUCUCAUGCAUCAUGAUGAGGCCCCCAGCCCUGAAACUGAUACUUCACGGGAACUUCUUAGUCUGUGUCCUUUUGCACCAACAAUUUCAGACAAACAGAAGAUUCCAGACCUUCCUGCAUUGCUAUCUUUGUUUGGGCUUUAUUUGCCCACACAUUUGCACCAGUUAAACUGAAGGUAUUACUUUAAAACAGUUCAGUUAAACUAAUGCAAACCUCUCUGUGGACACUCAAGUCAAUUUAAACCUGGCUUGUAUUGAUUUAAACUUAAUUCAGUUUCUAACUAAAUCAAUUUAAAUUCAACGGAUGCAACUUCUGCAUGUAAACCAGCCCUUAGAGACUAACAGUUGUUUAACUGUUCCAGGCUGGCCUGUGUGAAAUUUCCACAGUCUGUCUUACUGGCUCCAGGUUGAAGUAAGCUGUGUCUAUAGAGGGUUAGCACUGGUAUAGCUACACUAGUGACUCAAAUCCCACUGUAGACAAGACAUGAAACAAAUAGAAGUCCACAAGUUGAAGUAAAACAAGAUUUAUGAAAAAUAGAGAGAGCUUGAAUAAGCUUUAUAGUCUUAAAAGCGCAUAAAAUCUAAUCUCCAUAGAUAUAAUCUGUGCAGUGAGAGUGAUAAAGAAAACAUUACACUUCUAGAGUGUUUCCUUUCCUCAGCAGAGUGUGCCACAGACCCAGUCUCUGGUGUCAAGGUUGGUGUCAUUCUCCUAUGGAAUAAGACAGCUUCUGUCAUCCUCUCUAGUCUGCCUGUUGCAUAUUUCAGGUUACUGAUCUCCACCCAGCAGGUUAUUCUCUCCACAGAUGUACUUUCUGAGGUGGGUUUGUUAGUCUACAGUAGUAUAAGGGCCCUACCAUCAAUCAAACCCCAACCCCGCCCCUUGACCCCAUUAAGCCCCGCCCCUCGACCCCCUCCUGCCUGUCACCAGAAGUCCCUCCCCAUGGGGGUAUUACUUCUGGGGUCAAGGUGCCACCUGACCGGAAGCAAGGUGUGUCAUGUGACCCCUCUAAGAACUCCCCCCCACCCUCUACCAAUCAGGAGGGGUUUCGUCCCGAGAGGACCACCCCGAGAGGAGAUGUUGACCAAUCAGGGUGACUUCUGGGUUGGGGUGACCCCUCCAGAAGUGAGUCGUGUGACCCCUCUAAGAACUCCCCCACCACCACCCUCUACCCAUCAGGAGGGGUUUUGUGCCGACAGGACCACCCUGAGAGGAGAUGUUGACCAAUCAGGGUGACUUCUGGGUUGGGGUGAUCCCUCCAGAAGUGAGUCGUGUGACCCCACUAAGAACUCCUCCCAAGGCCCUCCGCCAAUCAGAGUGCAGCACCAUUACCCCAUAAGUCCCAGCACCAGACAGAGGAGGCGGACAUCUCUUACCAAGGACAUGUGUUUUCGAAAGCGCGGAAAGGCUGCUGAGAGGAAACAUGGACUCCUUCACCACCCCCGUGAGAACUUCGGAAUUUUUUUUAGGCCCAAGGGUCUUUGACCAUCCGCGGAGAAAGCGCUACAUCAGCGACAGUUCCGAGGAGGAGGAGGGAGCGAUGGAGGGGAGCCCUUUGGCCCAGCAGUUGCUGGAUACGCCGGAACCCGACCCCGAAACCCUCGUGAGACAGCCCGAUGAGCAUGGCAGUCUCUUUGUCCACCCCCUCAGAGGUGGAAGGCGAUUGCGGCUUGGGGGAGUCACCGACGGACAAGGCGAACGGAAAAGACGGUGCUCAGCUCGACGAUGCCUUUCUAGAGGACCUGGACAGCGUUGCAUCAAGCAGCGAAGAUGAACUGGCCCCACCAUGUUUUUGCUCAACGCCAAUACAAGUUGUUGAAGAGGACUCUGAGGAUGAUGGCUAUGAGGAGUUUAGGAGGCGGCUUGGCAUAGAACUAACUGAGCCAGGGCCACGUUGUGAGCAUAAAAAAGUCAUGCAGACUAUUGUACGCGUUGCUGUUUAUGCUAUCCUUAAACACUGCCUUAGGGAAAAGCUUUUUGAAGAUUGUGAGGGCUGUGUCAUAGAUGCGCCAGGCCAAAGGCACCAUGACUGUGUGACUUGGACUUCAGUGGAUAUAAACUGCAAGCUCCGGGGCCUGUGUGCUGAGCUGUGUUUGGAAAGCUUAUUAAACACUGUUGUUGCCAUAGGUUAUGGUAUGCAAUGUCUGUGCCUAACCCAAGAACGUUUAGCGCAAGGGGUGAUCUUGAUAAAUGCUGUGCAAUUCAGUGCAGACCCUGCCCGUGUUCUAAAGAAAAUGACCAAACCGGAAGAUGCCUGCUUAGAGUGUUAUAUUGACCGUCUAGUCUGCACAAAGAAUUACAGAACCCUGCUUAAGAAAAAAACUAUUUGUAAGAAAUCUAAAAGGAUUAAGUUAGAGAAUGGUGAGGGGACAAACAUGCGAUAUAAAACUUGGUAGCUGUAAAUUUUUUUUAAAAGGUGGGGUUUGUGACUAUCUGUGUUUUGUUAGAAGGCCUUUGGCCCUUAAGUGAGCAAAAAAAGUUUUAAUGAAGCAUCUUGGUUUGUUUUCAAGGAGCUGUAUGUUUUUUAAAAUAAAAAAAAUUAAUUGUU